GGCGGGGAGGGAGGGGAAGGGGAGGGGGGAAAGACAAAGAGAGGGCCCGGGCGCCGAGGGAGGAGCGUGACCUCAGUGCUGGGAGGCCUCUGCCCGUCAGGCUGAGGGCAGGCGGGCGGGGCAGCGCCCCAGGCUGAAGAAGUCCCUUUCUCUCCCUCUCCUCUCUGGCUGCUGCGGUGGGGGACCUGGGGCCUCAUUGGCCGGCCGGGCGCCAUCCUCGGCAUAAAUUGGAGUCUGGGCUCUUGCUGGGACUGCCUGCUGCCCACAGCCCCGCUGCCCGCCCUCCUGCCGCUCUCGCUGGGUGAUGGAAACCCCGAGCCCAGCUGCCGCCCGGGGCAGGGCUCUCUGGGCUCUCCUCCUGGCCGUGCUUGGCUCCGCUGCCGGCCAGCCGCUGGGAGGUGAGUCUGCCUGUACGGCCCGGCCCCUGGCCACGUACAGCAUCACCUUCACGGGCAAGUGGAGCCAGACGGCCUUCCCCAAGCAGUACCCUCUGUUCCGGCCCCCGGCGCAGUGGUCUUCCCUGCUGGGGGCAGCGCAUAGCUCUGACUACAGCAUGUGGAGGAAGAACCAGUAUGUCAGCAACGGGCUGAGGGACUUUGCGGAGCGGGGCGAGGCCUGGGCCCUGAUGAAGGAGAUCGAGGCGGCCGGAGAGAAGCUGCAGAGCGUGCACGGGGUGUUCUCGGCCCCCGCCGUGCCCAGCGGCACCGGGCAGACCGCCACAGAGCUCGAGGCCCACUCCAGGCACUCCCUCGUGUCCUUCGUGGUGCGCAUCGUCCCCAGCCCCGACUGGUUCGUGGGCGUCGACAGUCUGGACCUGUGCGACGGGGACCACUGGCGGGAGCAGGUCGCCAUGGACCUCUACCCCUAUGACGCCGGGACGGACAGCGGCUUCACAUUCUCCUCCCCCAACUUUGCGACAAUCCCGCAGGACACAGUGACCGAGAUAACAUCCUCGUCUCCCAGCCACCCGGCAAACUCCUUCUACUACCCGCGCCUGAAGUCCCUGCCUCCCAUCGCCAGAGUGACCCUGGUGCAGCUCCGGCAGAGCCCCAGGGCCUUGGUCCCGCCCGCCCCCGACCUGGUCGGCAGGGGCAACGAGAUCACAGACAGCCUCCCGGUUCCAGAAACGCCGCUGGACUGCGAGGUCUCCCUGUGGUCGUCCUGGGGGCUGUGUGGAGGUCCGUGCGGGAAGCUGGGAGCCAGGAGCAGGACUCGCUACGUCCUCGUGCAGCCCGCCAACCACGGGGCGCCCUGCCCCGAGCUGGAAGAGGAGGCAGAGUGUGUCCCUGACAACUGCAUCUGAGAGCAGAGCCCUGCAGCCCCUCAACCCCGCAGGGCUGGCCGGGCCUGGUCAUUCAGGUCAGGGCCACGCAGCGAGCAGGCCAAGCAGGGGCUUCAUCGCCUCUCUGAGAUCCACUGCGGCCUGACCCCUCUGCACAGAC
Ceratotherium simum simum (southern white rhinoceros) is the source of this 1442-nucleotide messenger RNA. It is a transcript of the gene SPON2, whose product is annotated as spondin 2. Lineage: Eukaryota; Metazoa; Chordata; Mammalia; Perissodactyla; Rhinocerotidae. The record is from RefSeq and is a predicted model, not a curated record. Gene Ontology annotation, cellular component: extracellular matrix. Gene Ontology annotation, biological process: cell adhesion.